Messenger RNA from Sorghum bicolor (sorghum), 1480 nucleotides. Its product is annotated as F-box protein At5g07610. Lineage: Eukaryota; Viridiplantae; Streptophyta; Magnoliopsida; Poales; Poaceae. The record is from RefSeq and is a predicted model, not a curated record. Gene Ontology annotation, molecular function: protein binding. Bases 9 to 1322 code for a protein of 437 amino acids. The transcript has 2 exons.
CCACUCGAAUGUUCUGCAACCCCGUCCAGUUAUUAUCCACUGGUCUUGGGGGCGUAGGAGCUAGGGCACCAAUCCACAACUGCAGCUGCGCCCAAUCCUCCAUUCCUCCCAGUUCCACUCCCGUGCCAUCGCCGCCGCCACGGCAGCGCCUCCGCUUCCAUCGCCGCCGGCCGUGCUUCGCCAAUCGCCAGAUCCAAAGAAUCCAGAUGGAGGCAGCCCCUAAGAAGAGCAACCCGGCGGACAGCCUCACAGUGAAUCUCCUUGUCGAGAUCCUCCGCCGCCUUCCCGUCCGCUCCUUGUGCCGCUUCAAGUGCGUCUCUCGUUCCUGGUACAGGCUCAUCUCCAAUCCCCACCACCGCAUGCCCCAGACUCUCGCGGGCUUCUUCUACCACAGCUUCAACGGCGAGCGAUUUCCUAGGCGGGCGCACCACUUCACCAAUGUCACCGGAAAAGGCGUACCUUUCAUCUACCCCUCCUUCUCCUUCUUGCCCGUACCCAGUAAGGAUGUCGUCCUCAGAGAUUCCUGCAACGGCCUCCUCCUCUGUACUUGCUAUGAGCCUAGUCCUAAUGACGGCAACAAUUUCCAUUACGUCGUCUGCAAUCCGGCGACCAAGAAGUGGCUGAUGUUUCCGGGUGGCAAUUGGGAUGCUGACUGUGUUCGCACUGCUCGCCUGGGAUUUGAUCCAACAGUUUCUUCGCACUUUCAUGUGAUCGAAUGCGUGGUGGACCCGAGUGAUGACUGCGUCAUAGGUGUGAAGAUAUACUCAUCCAAAACUGCAACAUGGAACUUUAAGGAAAGUCAAAGUAAAUGGGGCGAUGGUGUUAUGCUAGAUGAUACAUCAAGAAGUGUCUUUCUUAACGGUUUCAUGCACAUGCUUACAUACGCUUCUGGGAUAAUCGUUGUGGAUAUGGAGGGAAAGAUAUGGAGAAAAAUUCCUAUGCGAGGUGCUGAUUUAAGUGGUGGCUCCAUCCAUCAAACUCAGGGUCGCUUGUGCUUGCUUAAUGUUGAUAUUCACAAUCCCUCCAAUCUUUCAAUCUGGAUACUUGAAGACCAUGGUAGUAAUAAAUGGACAUUGAAACAUACUGUCAGCACUAUGCGACUGUUUCGACAGAAAAAUAUUCAGUUUGAUGGUCCUGGGGGCUACAACGUAAUUGCAGUUCACCCAGAAUGCAAUUUGAUUUUCUUUGUUUAUGGGUGGGAUCAAACACUGAUGGCAUAUGAAGUGGACCGCAAAGUUCGUGUCAUCCGCAAACUUGGACGUGACUGCUCAGGUCCCUAUCUUCCGUAUGUUCCCUUGUUCUUGGAGCAAUUAGCAGAGUAGUAAUCAUUGUAUCUGUGUUUGUUAUGGCUAUGUCUAGUUCUCACAACAGUUGGUUGAGCAGACUGCUUGAAAUAUGAUGUUGUAUCUGUUGGUGUUGGCUUGGACCAAUGUACUAAUGUUGUUUAAUUGUUUGAGGCCAUGUUAAUGGUCUCUAGGAA